GUUACGCACCUUGUCAAGUUUUACUCCCUGUGGUUGUGUCAAACGCAGGAAGUUGGUCCACAGAAUAUAGUAAGGAAGCUGUGGAUAAAACCCAGCUGACCCAGUUUGGAUUUCUUUCAUCAGUACACAUGAGUGCACUGCGACUACAACAUAUACAGCGUCAUAUUUUGCCUGAAAACCAGCAGACAAUGGCAGGCUCACUCGGUACAUUGACCACCCAUGUGCUGAACACUGGCAUGGGCGUGCCUGCAGCAAACGUAGCCCUCGUCCUCUAUCGCCAAGAUUCCAGCACCAAUGCCUGGACACUGAUAACCAGCGGCACCACCAACGAUGACGGACGUUGCCCAGGACUCAUCACAAAAGAGCAGUUUACAGCUGGUGUGUACAAACUGCAUUUUGAAACCGCUCAGUACUGGGCGAGUAUGGGAGAGACCUCCUUCUACCCCUAUGUUGAGAUUGUCUUCACUAUAAAUGACCCUGAGCAGAAGUACCACGUCCCUCUGCUGCUGAGUCGUUUCUCUUACAGUACAUACAGAGGGAGCUAGAGAUGAAAUGUGAUGGACUCCAGCGGCUGCACCUUUAUCCUCCAUCCUCCAUCUAACACCAGCGCUCUUCACCACAGUUAGAGCCAGCUUCAGCUUCAGCAACAUCCGUCUCAGUAUUAGAUGACAGUUAUGGAAAAUAAACCAUAUUGCCAACAUACA
Solea senegalensis (Senegalese sole) is the source of this 704-nucleotide messenger RNA. Its product is annotated as 5-hydroxyisourate hydrolase-like. Bases 129 to 545 code for a protein of 138 amino acids. The record is from RefSeq and is a predicted model, not a curated record. Gene Ontology annotation, molecular function: hydroxyisourate hydrolase activity. The transcript is spliced from 5 exons. Lineage: Eukaryota; Metazoa; Chordata; Actinopteri; Pleuronectiformes; Soleidae. Gene Ontology annotation, biological process: purine nucleobase metabolic process.